AUGGCGAAAGUUAAGGCCCACGAGCUGCGCAGCAAGGGCAAGGCGGAGCUGGAGCAGCAGCUCAAGGACCUGAAGAAUGAGCUGGGAGGCCUGCGCGUGGCCAAGGUCACCGGCGGCGCCCCCAACAAGCUCUCCAAGAUCAAGGUUGUGCGCAAGAGCAUUGCUCGCGUGCUGACCGUGAUCAGCCAGAAGCAGCGGGAGGCUCUGAAGGAGGCAUACGCCGGCAAGAAGUACGUGCCGCUGGACCUGCGCGUGCGCAAGACCCGCGCCAUCCGCCGCCGCCUCACCAAGGCCCAGGCCAACGCGACCACUGAGAAGGCAGCUAAGAAGGCCCGCGCCUUCCCGCAGCGCAAGUUUGCGGUGAAGGCAUGA
Chlorella variabilis is the source of this 372-nucleotide messenger RNA. RefSeq lists its product as hypothetical. Gene Ontology annotation, molecular function: mRNA binding; structural constituent of ribosome. Gene Ontology annotation, biological process: maturation of LSU-rRNA from tricistronic rRNA transcript (SSU-rRNA, 5.8S rRNA, LSU-rRNA); translation. Bases 1 to 372 code for a protein of 123 amino acids. NCBI's taxonomy places the organism in Eukaryota, Viridiplantae, Chlorophyta, Trebouxiophyceae, Chlorellales, Chlorellaceae. The transcript has 6 exons. Gene Ontology annotation, cellular component: cytosolic large ribosomal subunit; ribosome. The record is from RefSeq and is a predicted model, not a curated record.